AUGUCUGCCAUCGUCGCAAACGCCCAGGCGUGCGUCGCCGUCGCGCAAGGCGCGCUCGAGCAGCGCAGCAGCCAACCAGCUGGCCUCCCCGGAGCGCGCAGGGUCGGCCUGAACGCAGCGCUCGCGACAAGCCUCACGCCUGCCGCGCCGCUGAAGCAAGCGACUCGGCGGCGUUCACGAAUUGCUAGAUGCUCCGCCGCGCCUCAAGCUCCCAGCGCGGCCAAGGAGGUGGCGGAGGAGGGGAGCGGCAGCAAGGGCUUCGGCGUCUUCCGUCUCACGUACGACCUCAAGGAGGAGGAGCACGAGCGGCGCAAUUGGAACAAGACGAUCCGCGUGGCGGUGUCGGGCGCGGCGGGCAUGAUCUCCAACCACUUCCUCUUCAAGUUGGCAUCAGGAGAGGUGUUCGGUCCGAACCAGCCCGUGGCCAUCAACAUGCUCGGUUCUGAGCGGUCCAAGGAGGCGCUGGAAGGAGUGGCAAUGGAGCUAGAGGAUUCACUCUUCCCGCUGCUGCGCGAGGUCACCAUCAGCAUCGAGGCGCGCACGGCCUUUGCUGACGCGAACUGGGCGCUGCUCAUCGGGGCCAAGCCGCGCGGGCCCGGCAUGGAGCGCGCCGACCUGCUCGACAUCAACGGCCAGAUCUUCGCCGAGCAGGGCCGAGCGCUGAAUGAUGUGGCCAACCCCAAUGUGAAGGUCAUCGUCGUUGGCAACCCCUGCAACACCAAUGCGCUCAUCUGCCUAAAAAACGCGCCCAAGCUCAACCCCAGAAACUUCCAUGCGCUCACGAAGCUGGAUGAGAACCGCGCCAAGUGCCAGCUAGCGCUCAAGGCGGGGGUGUUUUACGACAAGAUAUCCAACAUGACCAUCUGGGGCAACCACUCCACCACCAUGGUGCCUGACUUCGUGAAUGCGCGCAUUCUGGGCUUCCCAGCAGCGGACGUCAUUCGCGACCGCAAGUGGCUGGAGGAAGAGUUCACACCGCAAGUGCAGACGCGUGGUGGCGCUUUGAUCAAGAAGUGGGGGCGGUCGUCAGCAGCAUCAACAGCCGUGUCGCUGGUGGAUGCCAUCAGGGCGCUCACGACGCCCACAGCAGAGGGCGACUGGUUCUCAACGGGCGUGUACACCAAGGGGAAUACCUACGGCAUUGAUGAUGACCUCAUCUUCAGCCUGCCCUGCCGCUCCAAGGGCGAUGGCGACUACGAGGUGGUAUCUGGGCUUAUAGUGGAUGAAUACCUUCGUGCUCGCAUCAAGAAGACGGAGGACGAGCUAGUGGCAGAGAAGAAGUGUGUGUCUCACCUCAUCGGCCUCGACAAUGGCUAUUGCGACCUACCCGAGGGAGACACCAUGCUGCCUGGGGAGCAAUGA
Closterium sp. Naga37s-1 is the source of this 1362-nucleotide messenger RNA. NCBI's taxonomy places the organism in Eukaryota, Viridiplantae, Streptophyta, Zygnematophyceae, Desmidiales, Closteriaceae. The record is from the annotation of a GenBank genome assembly.